AUGAAUCCUGACAUGGAAAAGCUCCCCGGGGGAGUUGAACCGUUCCUCGUGAAGAAUGAUGCAGGACCACAACCUGCGUCGGGAGCCGGAGCGAGGUGGUCUGCAAGAAUUCAGCGACUGAGCUCGUUGAUCAAAGUCGAGCAGCGAGGAAUUGAGCGUGUCCCCGAGAAUGAGAGGACGGAUAGCUCAUAUUGGAACAUCAGCUCAAUGUGGCUUGCAGCGAACAUGGUGGUUCCUUCGUUCACUGUGGGUGUGCUAGGCGCGCCCUUGUUCGAGCUCGGAUUUGUCGACUCAGCCCUGGUCAUUAUUUUCUUCAACCUACUGGGCAUCCUGACGGUCUGCUUCUUCUCCAUCUUCGGAGCCACUUUUGGUUUACGUCAGAUGGUCCUGUCCCGAUUCUGGUUUGGCUGGUGGGGUGUCAAGUUGAUCGCUAUUUUCAAUGUUCUGUCAUGUAUCGGAUGGGCUGCCGCUAAUAUCAUCGUGGGGGCUCAAUUGAUCAAUGCCGUCAACCCCAACGUACCUGGGUACGCCGGGAUCUUGAUCAUUGCUAUCUGCACCCUAUUGAUUGUCUUCUUUGGCUAUCGUGUCAUUCACGCGUAUGAAUACUGGAGCUGGAUUCCAACAUUCAUCGUAUUCCUUGUGGUGUUAGGUGUUUUGGCACAUUCUGGAGACUUUAUCAAUUCACCAAUGGGUGCUGGCAAGGCCGAGCUGGGAGCAGUCCUUUCCUACGGAUCUACUGUCUUUGGGUUUGGUACAGGCUACACCAGCUUUGCAGCAGACUACACAGUGUAUCAACCCAGCAAUCGACCCCGUCGCAACAUCUUCUUGGCCACGUUCUUGGGCAUCUUCCCGACCCUUCUCUUCACGGAGCUACUGGGCGCGGCUCUUGCCACGACUAUGGCGCAAAACGGCGGCCACAAUGCCUACCAACAAGGUUACGACGACGCGGGCAUUGGUGGUCUCCUUGGAGCCCUCCUAUUUCCUUCGCUUGGUGGGUUCGGAAAGUUCUGCGUCGUGAUCUUGGCCCUUUCGAUUGUGGCGAACAACUGCCCAAAUGUCUACUCAGUCUCCCUUACAUUGAUGGUUAUGGGACGUUGGACUCGACAUGUGCCACGUUUCGUGUGGACGGUUGUUGCCACAGGUGUCUACAUUGCCAUCGCCAUUCCUGGUUAUAACUCGUUCGAGUCUGUGUUGGAGAAUUUCAUGCAUUUCAUUGGAUAUUGGCUGGCCAUCUACGAGGGCGUCGGUAUCACAGAGCAUUUCCUCUUUCGCAGAGGUUUCUCCGGGUAUCGACCCGAGUAUUACGACAUGCAAGAAAAACUUCCUCUGGGAAUCGCAGCAUUGCUAGCCUUUUGCUGUGGCAUCGCUGGCAUGGUGAUUGGGAUGAGCCAAACUUGGUACGUGGGACCACUUGCGAAAUUCGCAGGAACUGCGCCGUCGGGUGGUGACAUUGGUUUUGAACUUGGCUUUGCGUUCGCAGCCGUUUCAUAUGCUGUCCUUCGACCGAUCGAGCUGCAUAUUGUUAGAAGAUGA
This is a messenger RNA of Penicillium diatomitis, 1533 nucleotides long. RefSeq names its product cytosine permease. Gene Ontology annotation, molecular function: transmembrane transporter activity. The transcript is spliced from 3 exons. The record is from RefSeq and is a predicted model, not a curated record. Bases 1 to 1533 code for a protein of 510 amino acids. Gene Ontology annotation, biological process: transmembrane transport. NCBI's taxonomy places the organism in Eukaryota, Fungi, Ascomycota, Eurotiomycetes, Eurotiales, Aspergillaceae. Gene Ontology annotation, cellular component: plasma membrane; fungal-type vacuole membrane.